AUGGCACGGAUGCUACUGGAAUGCAGUCUCAGUGACAAGUUGUGUGUUGUCCAGGGGGAACAGUAUGCGGUUAUCAUUGUCCCGACCCUCCUGGUUGGGGCCUUCCUCAUCCUUCUUGGGGUCAUCCUGUGGCUUUUUAUCAGAGGACAAAGAUCCCAACAACAGACUUCUGGACUCCAAGGCAUAAGCCCCACGCCUCCAUCUAGGGACCUCAGCUGUAAAGCAGCAGGACUUGGAGGAAAUGUGUUCUUGCCACUUGAGACAUCGGUGGAAAGCCUUCUACGAGCCACCACACCUGCCUUAGCUAAGUUGCAGGUGCCCCGGGAGCAACUCUCUGAUGUUCUGGAGCAGAUCCACAAUGGUAAUUGUGGAGCCAUCUAUCGAGCCAAGAUGCACUCUGGGGACCCCAGGAAGUCCAAGAGUGUUGUAGUCAAGGCUCUAAGAGAACCAGCUGGGCUCCGUGAGGUACAGGAUUUCUUAGGGCAAAUCCAAUUCCGUCAGUAUCUGGGGAAGCACAAGAACCUGGUGCAGCUGGAAGGUUGCUGCACAGAAGGGCUGCCGCUCUACAUGGUGUUGGAAGAUGUGGCCCAGGGAGACCUGCUCAGCUUUCUCUGGACCUGUCGCCGGGAUGUGAUGAACAUGGAUGGCCUUCUCUAUGAUCUCACAGAAAAACAAGUAUAUCACAUUGGGAAGCAAGUCCUUUCGGCUCUGGAAUUCCUCCAGGAUAAACAACUAUUCCACGGGGAUGUGGCAGCCAGGAAUAUUCUGAUCCAGGGUGAUCUCACUGCCAAGCUCUGUGGCCUGGGCCUGGCCUAUGAAGUCCAUGCCCGAGGGGCCAUCUCCUCUGCUCAUACCGUACCUCUCAAGUGGCUUGCCCCAGAACGGCUUCUCCUGAGACCUGCUAGCAUCAGAGGAGAUAUCUGGUCCUUUGGGAUCCUCCUCUAUGAGAUGGUGACUUUAGGGGCCCCACCGUAUCCUGAAGUCCCUCCUACCAGAAUCCUACAGCACCUGCAGAGAAGGAAAAUCAUGAAGAGACCCAGUACCUGCACACACACCAUGUAUAAUCUUAUGAAGUCCUGCUGGCACUGGAGUGAGGACAGCCGUCCUUCACCUAGAAAGCUACGCUCGCGUCUAGAAGCUGCUGCUCGAACUGCAAGUGACAAGGCUGUGUUGCAAGUACCAGAGUUAGUGGUGCCUGAACUGUACGCAGCUGUGGCUGGCAUCAGUGUGGAGAGCCUCCCCACGGCCACACUACCCUCUGAGGACCCCCAGGCAAGAAACGUUUAUGUGUGA
Messenger RNA from Trichechus manatus latirostris (Florida manatee), 1293 nucleotides. It is a transcript of the gene STYK1, whose product is annotated as serine/threonine/tyrosine kinase 1. Gene Ontology annotation, molecular function: transmembrane receptor protein tyrosine kinase activity; ATP binding. Bases 1 to 1293 code for a protein of 430 amino acids. Gene Ontology annotation, cellular component: signaling receptor complex; plasma membrane. Gene Ontology annotation, biological process: positive regulation of kinase activity; protein phosphorylation; multicellular organism development. The transcript is spliced from 9 exons. The record is from RefSeq and is a predicted model, not a curated record. Lineage: Eukaryota; Metazoa; Chordata; Mammalia; Sirenia; Trichechidae.